Eruca vesicaria subsp. sativa (arugula) is the source of this 642-nucleotide messenger RNA. The record is from the annotation of a GenBank genome assembly. Lineage: Eukaryota; Viridiplantae; Streptophyta; Magnoliopsida; Brassicales; Brassicaceae.
AUGAUCAUGGUGCUGGAGACAAGAAUCAAGAUAACAGCGAUGAUGAUUACAUUAAAGAUGGAAAACACAGAGGAGAAGUCCAGAGAUAAAUAUCUGGAAGACAAGGAAGAAGACGUCAAACAGACAGGUGAAAAGCAGAGAGAAGACAGACCUACUAAGGAGCAUCAUAAGUCUGAUGGAAAGCACCUCCCAGAGGAAAGUAAAAGAAAGUCCAAAUUACAGGAUACUGACCAUGGUCAUGAGCCUGACAGUGAACUUGAUGGAUAUCACGAGCGUGAACGGGACCGCGGUGACCGAGCUCGGGAUCAUGAUCGUGACUAUGAGCGAGACAGGGAACGUGAUCGGGAUCGUCGUGAUUAUGAGCAUGAGAGGGAGAAAGACCGUACCCGUGACUAUUAUCAUGAAGGGAAACGAAGUAAAAGCGACCGGGAAAGGGAUAAUGAUCGUGAUGUCUCGCAUCUAGAUGAACAAAGUGGUCGGUAUAGAGAAAGAAGAGAAGGGAGGAAAUCUCCAGAUUAUCAGGAGGUCGUCAUGGACACUAGAAGUAGCCGAGCAGGGCCUGAUGGUGAUGUGAUAAAAUCAGAGCAUCAACCUUCCAGUUCGGUGGUUCAAGAAGAGAAUGGGUAUGUUUUUCCUCUUUAA